Molecule: messenger RNA, 901 nt
Organism: Corylus avellana
Lineage: Eukaryota; Viridiplantae; Streptophyta; Magnoliopsida; Fagales; Betulaceae
Source: RefSeq, a predicted model, not a curated record
GCCUCAAGCACAUAUAGAGCCUCUAUUUUUGUUGGACUCAACCAACCAACGUCUCCAAAAAAGUGUUGAAACAAUCAGAGGCUUCUCGGUAUUGCUAGCGAAAAAACUAUGCUCAAGUUAGCAAAAGAAAUGUUUGCCAUGGAAGGAGCUCAAAGCUGUGACAAUGCUCAUGUAAAGAGAGUGCCAUCGUCUCCAGAAGAAGAUGGAACUCUCAAGAAUUGUCUCGAGACUUUUGGCACUGGUCAAAAUCAGAUGUUUUCGCUAAGAAAAGCUGGAAUUUCUAAAGGAUCUAGUCCUCAACUCUUCUAUCGAUGCCUCAUUCUACUACUGCUCCUAGUGAACCUUGCUCCUCUUUCCAAUGGAGAUGUUGGCACAGCGGCCCAAUACGAAGCUCCAUUCUCACCCACUGCAUGUUAUGGAACCAAUGAGGCACAAUUCCCGUCGAGUGAAGAGUUCGGAUCAGCUGGCGAGGCGAUAUGGGACAAUGGUGAGGCCUGCGGGAGACUAUAUGAAGUGCAGUGCAUAAGUGGCCCUGAUCCCACAACUUGCAUUCCAGGCCAGAUAGUUCAAGUAAGGAUUGUCGAUCAUGCACUUACUUCGGUCUCGAGGCCUUCCUGGGAUGAUGCUACCAUGGUUCUUUCUACGACUGCAUUUGGGAAGAUCUCCAACGCAUCUGCUACAUUUAUUAACAUACAAUACAUCCCGGCUUGAGGAGGACAUACCAUUAUAUUGAUUUAUCAAGUGGGGAAGGGGACCUGACUGUUUGUCAUGUCAUUGUGGUUGAUUGGUGCAAGGAUAUAAGAGAUUGGGCAGCAGAGAACUUGUUUUCAUAUUGCUGUUCCAAGUAUUUUACACAGAAUUUAUUAAAAAUAAAAGAGUAUUUUACACAGUUGUAAGUUUA